AUCCAUAGAAGAAGAAGAAACCGUAGAAGAAGACAACGCGGAAGUCACUGAAAGCGGCUUUUUUUGAAACCGUAUUCAAACUUGUUGUUUUUUCGAAUCGUCAGUCAAACUCCUCCAUAAUGCUGAACAAAGCACCAAGAAUUAAACCAACAGUUAAAUCAAAAAUGAAGGGUCACGUUAACGUGAGACAGGCGUCCGAAGCAAUGAUGGAGCUUCUCACUUUGCUUUUCCUCAAGAAUUUAGCACAAGAGGCCAGAACCAAAGCGUUUGAGGACAAAUCAGCAACUAUACGAGCUCAUCAUGUAAAAGCAGUCGCCAAAAAAGUGCUGAAAAAUGCCAGAGGAUGAAGACAAUGCAUUUCAGCCAUGUUAUCUCCUGACUUUCUUGGGUUAUGUUUAAUUAUUUUUAGUUGCACAAGCAAAGUAUCUGUUCCUCGUUUUGCUGUUUUCUUUUUUUUAAUUAUUUUUGUACAUUAUAAUAAAUUGAUUCUUGCUAUUAUUGAA
Molecule: messenger RNA, 503 nt
Organism: Corythoichthys intestinalis (scribbled pipefish)
Lineage: Eukaryota; Metazoa; Chordata; Actinopteri; Syngnathiformes; Syngnathidae
Gene: cenpw
Product: centromere protein W
Exons: 3
Coding region: 120-347 (75 amino acids)
Biological process (GO): kinetochore assembly; chromosome segregation; mitotic cell cycle
Cellular component (GO): nucleoplasm; kinetochore
Molecular function (GO): protein heterodimerization activity; DNA binding
Source: RefSeq, a predicted model, not a curated record